GAAUCUAAUCCGUUCUUCCUCGAAAUCAAUGUCGCCGAAUCCAAGCUGGGUUUUAGGGUUUCGAGGUGGGAAUCCCAUCCAAUGUCAGUGAUGCGAAAGAAGGGCUUCCUUGCAGGAUCGAACUCGAUCCUUUUCGGUGACCAGGUUGCCGUAGCCUCUGGCUUCUUCGCAUCUACUAAUUCUUCUGUCCUCCUCUUCAUGAUGAAAUUAUCCUUAGCUCAUCGCUCCCACUCCCAACCGUGCAGCCAACUUGGUCCAAAAAGCCCAAGGCCCAACUCGAACUAUGAGGCUACCGGGCUCGAGUCUGGAAAGUAGGAUUUGACUAAUGUUGCUGCUGCUGAGCCUGAUCCAAACUCUGGCGCAGCCCACCUGAUAAACAGGCGUAGGUACAUGUAUCAAACCUGACCGUUCUAUUUCCAUUCCACUCUCGUUCUUUUUGGGCUCUCUUGUGGGUGCCCAAGAGGGGAGAGGAAGCGGUCUAAAAAAACCCGUUAACGGGUAUCGCUAAAACCGGAGGAAUAAACGAGACGACAACUGAGAGGCUACAGAAUAUAUUAAUUUUUUAACGAAAAAAGAACAAAGGAGAGGGAGGCAUGAACAGGGCCUAAAAGAGGCUCUUUUCUCCAUCUUUAUCGACCUAAACAAGAAGAGCAAGAUUCCCUUUCUUCCUCCUCUUCUUCGCCCACUCUCUGGAGCUCUCCGCGUUCACUCUAGUUUAAUCAGAAUACGAGUGUUGCUCCCAAGAAGAAAACUAUGGCAGAAAAUGGGGAUAAAGGAAUUGAUACAGGCUUGGUUACUGCAAUCACAAAUGGCGAGGAUUUGGGUCCCGUUGUUAGGCAUGCUUUUGAGUCUGGGAAGCCUGAGGCACUCUUGCACCAACUCAGGACCAUUGUGAAGAAGAAGGAAGUUGAGAUCGAGGAGUUGUGCAGGCUUCACUAUGAGGAAUUCAUUCUUGCUGUCGAUGAGCUGCGUGGUGUUUUGGUUGACGCUGAUGAGUUGAAAAGCAUGCUAUCCAGUGAGAAUUUUCAGCUUCAAGAAGUGGCAAGUUCACUUUUGCUGAAGCUUGAUGAGCUCCUUGAACUCUACUCAAUCAAGAAAAAUGUCACAGAGGCCUUGCAGACAUUGAAGGUCUGUGUGCAGGUCUCAGAUCUAUGCAUGACAUGCAACCGACACAUAACAGAAGGCCGGUUUUACCCUGCACUGAAGACUUUGGGCUUGAUCGAGAAGGGGACCUUGCAAAAUAUUCCAGUCAAGGCUUUUCGGAAGGUUAUCGAGAAGCAAAUACCUGCAAUAAAGCUACAUAUUGAGAAGAAAGUUUGUAGUGAAUUCAAUGAUUGGCUCGUGCAUAUUAGGAGCAUGGCAAAGGAGAUUGGGCAGUUGGCUAUAGGACAGGCUGCCUCAGCCCGUCAAAAAGAGGAGGAGAUGCGUGCUCGCCAAAGAGAAGCAGAACAGCAGAGCCGUUCAGGAGUUGGUGAUUGUGUGUACACCUUAGAUGUCGAGCAUAUUGAUGAAGAUUCAGUGCUAGAAUUCGAUCUUACCCCCGUGUAUCGAGCACAUCACAUCCACACUUGCCUUGGUAUUGAGGAGAAGUUCCGUGAUUACUACUACAAGAACCGGCUGAUGCAGCUGAAUUUGGAUUUGCAGAUUUCAUCAGCACAGCCCUUUCUUGAAUCCCAUCAACCUUUCUUUGCACAGAUUGCUGGAUUUUUCAUUGUAGAGGAUCGGGUUCUACGGACAGCUGGGGGAUUGUUGUCAGAGAGCCAGGUCGAGACAAUAUGGGAUACAGCUAUUGCCAACAUGACAUCUGUUCUAGAGGAUCAAUUCUCUCACAUGGAUGCUGCAAGUCACCUCCUACUUAUCAAAGAGUUUGUCACUCUGCUGGGUGCAACACUUACACGGUAUGGAUAUAGAGUAACACCUUUGAUAGAGGUUCUGGAUAACAGCAGAGACAAAUACCAUGAGCUUCUUCUCAAUGAAUGCCGGAAGCAAAUUGCUGACAUCCUUGCUCAUGACACUUUUGAACAGAUGGUGAUGAAGAAGGAGUAUGAAUACAAAAUGAAUGUCUUGUCAUUCCAUAUUCAGUCUUCAGAGAGCAUGCCAGCUUUUCCAUAUGUAGCAAGCUUCUCUUCAUCUGUUCCUGAUGCUUGUCGUAUUGUGCGCUCCUUCAUUGAGGACUCAGUCAGCUUCUUAUCAUAUGGAGGUCACAUGAAGUUCUUCGAUGUUGUAAAAAAGUAUCUGGACAAGCUCUUGAUUGAUGUGUUGAAUAGUGCUUUGCUGAACAUUAUCCAUGGUGGUACCUUAGUUGCAUCUCAAGCAAUGCAAAUUGUGGCCAAUGUAGAUGUUCUUGUGCAUGCUUGUGAUUUUUUUCUCUUGCAUGCUGCCCAACUCUGUGGUGUCCCAGUACGUGUGGUUGAAAGGCCUCAUGCUGGUUUGACUGCUAAGACUGUUCUAAAGGCCUCACAGAAUGUUGCCUAUAAUGCACUGCUGAACUUGGUGAACUCCAAGUUGGAUGAGUUUAUGGCACUCAUGAACAAUGUCAAUUGGACAACUGAUGAUGCACCACAACAUGCAAAUGAUUAUAUUAAUGAGGUCCUUAUCUACCUUGACAGCAUAGUGUCUACUGCUCAGCAGAUUUUGUCUUUAGAGUCUGUGUACAAGAUUGAAGUGGGCGCACUAAGUCACAUCUCUGACUCUAUUGUGACAGCUUUUCUUAGUGAGAAUGUGAAAAGGUUCACUGUUAGUGCUGUGAUGGGCAUAGACAAUGAUCUGAAGUUGUUAGAAUCAUUCGCAGAUGAGAGGUUUGAAAGCACAAGCUUGAGCGAGUUGAAGAAAGAAACCAGUUUUAGAGAUUGUUUGGUAGAAGCCAGGCAAUUGGUCAACCUUCUACUAAGCAAUCAGCCAGAGAACUUCAUGAAUCCUGUAAUAAGGCAGAAAAACUAUGGUGCUUUGGACUACAAAAAGGUGGCCACUAUUUGUGAAAAAUUCAAGGAUUCACCAGAUAGACUAUUCGGGAGCCUCUCAAACCGCAAUGCAAAGCAAAAUGCUAGGAAGAAGUCAAUGGACAUGUUAAAAAGAAGGCUGAAAGAUUUCAGCUGAAAUUGAUUAUGCUACUUAUUCGCUGCAGCACCUUGACUAGUUUGCUUACUGGAUUCCAUGUAGCUCCAUGGCUGCUUCUUAUUUAUGCUAAGAUUUAUCUGAAGUGCAAAUCAUUCUUACUUCAUGGCCUGGAAAGGAUAGAUGUCAACUAGUGGCGAUGGAGCGUAUAAUUUUUAAAUUGCUGAGUCUCUAUGUUAAUAUGGUCAUUUGGCAUAUCCUUGGGCAUUCAUGUCUAUUUAAAGAACCAUGAUUUAUGAUCAAAUGGAUGUCCUUUUUGUUUUAGCUGCAUAUUUACUGACCAGUUGAAAUUGUUUUACUGAAAUUAUAAAUGUUCAAGUGGGUAGAUGGAAAAUAGUGAAUAAUUCUUUUCUUGGUUAUUGUCAUCCAUUAGUGCAAAAAAAUUGUGAAUUACUCUGUUGGUUUGGAUAGUUACAUGAUGCAAUUCUGGGAAGGGCAACCCAUGCAUUUCUUAUCACAAUUUAUUUAUGCUAGUUGUGGGUUUGAAUCCUUGGUGUAUGGUUAAUUCAGGAAGUGUGGGAGAAAAAACCAUGAAGAAAUUUCUUCUUUAUAGCUUUUCUUCCUUUCUUCAAGUCAACUUUCUCACUAUCCAGUGAAUUCUUUAACUGAUAAAGUCUUACAAUUUCGAUGCAAUUAACACUUUUGAAUUUUGGCUACGAACUGGAAAUGUGAACAUCAGUUUGGCAAGCCUCUAAGUAGAGGUUUGCUGCUGAUUAGUGAGAUGGUAGAACCAAACAAAAGACGCCGUAGUCUGCUACCAGUAAGAAUGAAACUUGAUUCUCUGAGGGUUGCCUUGUAAGUAAUUAGUUGGUCCAUGAUAUUAGAUUAGAUAAUACUUCAUCUGUCUAUAUAGUAAUAAAACUGACUGCUCCAAAUCUAAGGUAUUUAGUAGAUAAUUAUUUUGCUCUUGAAGUUUCUAAAAAACACAAUUCUUGUUAAGUUAUUUGUGUUCUUUAGGAACAUCAUGGUAGGACCGUAGGUAAUUUAGUUCUGAUGUCCAUGCCCAUCAACUUCAAUAAAUAACAAAAUUCAGCAGUUUGAUGCUAGUGCUUCCUGAUAACCUAUGCUAUUCUGCAUGCUUUAUCACAUGACCAUUAAGUGUAGAUGAAAAGCUUUAUAUUAAACCUUUGGAAAGCAAAUCCUUUGGUUCUUCUCCAUAUCAAUUGUCUUUUUAACUAAAAUUGAUUUCAACUAUUCAUACUUUAAAAAAUUUCAUGGAGAUCAUGAUUAAGUGUUGGAUGCCCGGUCGUUGAUGCACUUGAUUAUUAAUUUUUGGAGCUAUGGAAAUCAUAUGACUCACCAUCUGAAGUCCAUAUCAUGUAUCACAUCUCUCUCUCUCUAACUUACAAGCCUGGCUAGAUUCAGACCAUGUUGUCAGGACUUCAGCCGCAAAUAGCCACCAGUCCACUUGCUGCCCCCUGAGGGCGCUUCAACCCUCCUCGACGCCACGUCGUUUUAUUUUGUCGCAACAACGCUAAAAGGAAACAAUAAAAAAACCCUCACACUUCCUUUUUAUACUCCCUCUCUUUUAUGUCCUCGUCGAUUCCGACCUCCCCCUGCUCCUCCUCCUCCACUCCCUGAGACCAAUUCGCGCUCCCAAUCCUACCCAAAACCCCUUCCUUCCCCUGCUCUGCGCUCUUCUCAACGUUCCACCCCCCGCUUCCCACCAUAAAAAAUCCCACCUUUCCUCCUCUCCUCUCCUCCGGCCUGCUCGCACUCUCCUCCUCUCCACUGCCUCGUGGUUAAUGUGCGCCCUUGACGCCCCCAGACUGCAUCCUCCGGCGAGAUGAUGCGAGACAGUCGUCCAAUGGGUGCAAAAGAUGGCAAGUGCUGCUUCUGAGACAGGAUCCUCUUCAACAGGUGUUCUCAAAGUCAGGCGGGACCUCCUGGAGGCCUGCAUGACGUGCCAAAUCUGCUACAAGCUUGUCAUGGAUGCCACCGCUAUCUCUGAAUGCCUCCAUAUUUUUUGUAGAAAGUGUAUAUUUGAGAAGCUUACUAAUGAGGAGGUAGCUCGUUGCCCCGUAUGUAAUAUUGAUCUUGGUUGCAAUCCGUUCGCAAAGCUCAGGUGGAGAUCAUGUGCCAAGGACAAACAAUGAGCCCAGUGAUGACCCUGCAAAAUGUAGUCGAUUUGUGGUUCCAAACUCUAUCAUCAAAUAUAAUCCAGGCACCGGUUGGAUCUUCAGGCAAGGACCUUGUCAUUGUAUUAGCUUAUCGCUGCAAGGUUCCAGCCUCUUGACUGUGUUAUUCUUUCAAAUCUCCAAGAACUUCAGUGUCUUUAAGUGCCCCUUACAAUUGGGCCCUUGAGCUUCCUAGUUGGUCCGCUUACGCCAUUGCUGAGCUGCUGUAUGUGCAAACCUUGGUCAAUUACAGUCUGUAUUUGUGCCAUUUUGUAACUGUUAAUUUAUGUUUACAAAUUAUCAUGUCCAAUCAUUAGACCAUAUCUUCAUUUGUCAUUGUAUAUGCUCACCAAUA
Molecule: messenger RNA, 5586 nt
Organism: Phoenix dactylifera (date palm)
Lineage: Eukaryota; Viridiplantae; Streptophyta; Magnoliopsida; Arecales; Arecaceae
Product: exocyst complex component SEC15A-like
Biological process (GO): exocytosis; intracellular protein transport; Golgi to plasma membrane transport
Cellular component (GO): membrane; exocyst
Source: RefSeq, a predicted model, not a curated record